AGCGAUCAAGAAAUUCAGAAGGUAUGAUUUGGGAAAUAACUGCUCACUGGAAUGUCUCCCAUGUGACGUCAUUUUCUAUCGUCCCCACCGCGGCAAGCGCAAUCGAUAUACGCCACAAGUCAAUCGCGGACAGGCCCCUCCUCUUUCCCGGGCGUGGACGAGGACGUCAACCCGGGGGGCGCGCGCGCGCACGGAGCCGCCUGCCAUUCUCGCCGUGUGGCUCUCGCUGCCUGCCGUGCCGUCUGUACGAGAAGCCGCGGCAGAGUGUCGAUGCGCGCCGGCAGCGGCACGGUACCAGCCGAGGUUCCAGCCAAGGUUUCCGCCGCCCGCAGCGACGUCACCAGCGCGCAGCUGCUCCAAACAACAAACGCAGGUGGCGCUGUCGUUUUCGAGAGGUGAUGGCGCACUCCUUGCUCAUGACGCUGGUGCUUCUUUUGGCGGUGGUGUCUUUCGCCAUCGCCGCCGGACCACCCGGCGGCCCUCGCGGAAAGAGGAGGCGCAACUCUGGUGGACGAUCACAACACCCCCCGCGGGCCGCACCGGGCCACAGCGACCAGUGGGUGGCACGGAAGAGCCGGGGCGGCGGGCGUGCGCAUUACCCGGCCCGGCUUGAGGACGACGGAUUGAGCUUGGAGGGUCUGCGCCCGGUGCGGGUGGCCAUGGGGCCAGGUCGAGCCGGCCUGAGUGAGAACCGCUUGAUGGACACGCGCAAAGGAAGGGGACACGGCGAACGGUCGCAGCUCAGGAGACGCGGGGGGAGACGGGACAAGGGACGACAUGGGCAAGAUCCCCAGCCAAGCCUCGUAGUGGACGAGCCCCCUCCUUCGCCGUCCUCUUCUUGGGCCCUUCCUGGAGAUGGCCCCUCCCCCAAUCCCUUUGGCUCUGGCUCUUCCAUGGUUGUCACGGUGACCAACGAGCAUCCCCCAACGCUACCCCCGGCCUCCAGCAAACCACAGCGGUCCGGACGAGGUAAAAAGCAAGGCGAGGUGAUGCCCACGUUGGACAUGGCACUCUUCGACUGGACGGACUAUGAAGACAUGAAGCCCGCGGACGCUUGGCCGUCCUCCAGGAAGAAAGAUAAAAGGCGAAGUAAAAACCUCAGCAGCGGGAACGCGACGGUGGACGCCGACGACAUCGAACCGUGUGACCACCAUUUGGAUUGCCUCCCCGGUUCCUGUUGUGACCUGAGACAACACGAGUGCAAAGCUCACAACCGAGGCCUGAACAACAAGUGCUACGACGACUGCAUGUGUGAGGAAGGCUUCCGUUGCUACGCUAAAUUCCAUCGCAAGCGACGGGUGACGAGGAGGCGGGGCCGCUGUGUGGCGCCUGAGUCGGUCAGCAGUGACCAAGGAGGCUUCAUCACCAUCUGAGGAGGAAGAGAGGAGCGCUUGUGGAAGACGGCAACCGUGACCACUCGGACACGGCUGACCAUAUUCUAAAGGGGUGGACAUUUUGAAGGACAAUGGAAAGCUAAACCCAUAAAUCCCGAAACCCAACCAUAUCCCAAUCCAACGCGAACUCUCAACCUACCCUGAACCCAACUCUACUCUCCCCGCGACCCAACCCAAACCGGCCCUAAUCGUCCUGAACCUCCACGAGUGAGUGUUUAUUCCCCCAAUUUUUUUUUUUUUUUU
Molecule: messenger RNA, 1637 nt
Organism: Hippocampus comes (tiger tail seahorse)
Lineage: Eukaryota; Metazoa; Chordata; Actinopteri; Syngnathiformes; Syngnathidae
Product: draxin-B
Exons: 7
Coding region: 24-1373 (449 amino acids)
Biological process (GO): axon guidance; Wnt signaling pathway
Cellular component (GO): extracellular region
Source: RefSeq, a predicted model, not a curated record